AAUAUUUUUGUUUGCUUGUUUUGCUUGUUGCCUUUUAAGUCAUUGCCCUCAAAGUCUUGUUUUUGCUUCCUAUCUCUGUUGUCUUCGUAUUUCAUAUUCCACAUUCAUUUUUUCUCCUCCAUAUCUGUCAACGUUCAGUGUGAUUGUGUUUAAAGCUGUGUUUGUUUGGCUGCAUAAUGCACUUGGAGAACCCAGAGACCUGACUGGCUGCUGUUUCUCUCACCUGCUUAUGUUCUUCACUCGUAUGUUAUGUCAAAGGCCUCUGGGUAUUAAACGUCUGGUCCAAGAGGGUUUAGACAGUGGUCCAUUGUAGUAUUUGACCUGAACCCUGACCGCAAAAUAUUUUUCUCACCUAGUAUGUUUACUGAACCAUCGUUUUGUUUAUUCAUAUGUUAAAAUACUGAAGUAGUCUGAGAUCAGCAGAUGAGUGAAAAGCAAUGACGUAUUCUCAUUGUUCUCCAUUCUGCUGUGAAAUUUAGAGCUGGAAAAAUGAAACGAUUGUUUAUCGGUUUGCAAGGCCUGUGUGAUGUAGUGGAAUAACACGCACUAAUGCUUGAUGGUAUUACUCUGAUUCAUUGCUCUCAUUUCCUGUUCGCUUUCCUUUUUUCUAUUUCUUUCCCCCUUUCACCCUCUCCCUCUCUCUCUCUCUUUCUCAAAUUCAGUGUGCAUGAAUAAAACUAUACACACUGUAAAAAAAGUUGGUCCACCUUAAAAAUAUUACUUGACACAACAACUUUUCUGAGUCAACUAAUAUUUUUAAGUUGAACAAACUCAAUUUUUUUUACAGUGCACUUAUAUGUUAUUGGCAAAUCAUUUACAGCUACUCAUUGUACAAAAACUUAAUAUUUACAAACAAAAAUAAAAUGUUUGUUCUGCAAAAUUUAAAAGUGAAAUUAUUUUUCUCUGUGUUCUGUGGACUGUGAGCAAUGAUCGGUGUGAGGGCUCCAUAAUGGAUUUAAAAUGUCUGCUCUCUGGCGCUCCAUUGUGGACAGGCCUGUAUCUGGAAAACAGCCCGAGCUGAAUCUCGCUCAACCUCAGUUGAAAUCUAAACUGUACAGAGCUAAACCGCUCCGCCACGGCUCAGACGGCCUAAACAGAUGUCUCUCUCUGAAUUGUGGGAGCAACCGGACGGUUACGUUCCAACCGGAUUCCACAUUCCAUUUCUCCUUCACCGAGCGUAUCCAUGAGAAGUUACAGUGUUAUGAAGACUGCUCACCAACUCCAGUACUGGACAGCGCCAGCUCACUGGCCCAAGACCUGUCAGAGGAACUUCAGGGACACGGUGUGAGUGGCGAGAUCAGAGAGCUUGUUAAACUACUGUCCAAACCACACGUAAAGAGUUUGUUGGCUGUUCAUGAUAUCGUGGCCAGGAAGAGUUACGAUCCAGAACUUCCUCCUUUGCCAGAUGACAUUGAUGAUGAAGAGGACUCUGUCAAGAUCAUUAGACUGGUCAAGAAUAAAGAGCCUUUGGGUGCUACCAUAAAGAAGGACGAGCACAUGGGUGCGAUCGUAGUGGCGCGCAUCAUGAGGGGCGGAGCAGCAGACAGAAGUGGGCUGAUACAUGUUGGGGAUGUGCUAAAAGAGGUCAACGGCAUUCCUGUAAAUGACAAAAAACCUGAAGAAAUAAUCAGCAUCCUGGCACAGUCACUAGGUGCUAUCACUUUUAAAGUGGUCCCAGGCCUCAAAGAGGAGGCGCCAAACAAGCAUCCCAAGAUGUUUGUGAGGGCACUUUUUGACUAUAAUCCAGCAGAGGAUAAUGCAAUCCCUUGCAAGGAGGCAGGCUUGGUGUUCAGAAAAGGAGAAAUCCUGCAGGUUAUGAGUCAGGACGAUGCCACUUGGUGGCAAGCCAAACAAGAAGGCAAUGGCAACCCACGUGCUGGACUCAUCCCUUCAAAACACUUUCAGGAAAGGAGGAUUGCAGUAUGGAAACCCUUGACUGUCUCGCUGCCACAGAGGACCCCCAGUAAAAGAUUUUCGGGUCUGCGAAGGAGUUUUCGUCUCAGCAGAAGAGAUAAGAAGACAAAUAAAUCCAUGUACGAAAGCAAAAAAAGUGAGCAGUAUGACACAGCUGAUGUGCCCACGUAUGAAGAGGUGACGUCUUACCGCAGAAAACAAGGAGAGAGGCACAGACUUGUCGCUUUAGUCGGUCCUACUGGUGUCGGUUUGAAUGAGCUCAAAAGGAAGCUGUUGAUAUCCGACCCACAACAUUUUAGUGUCACCAUCCCACACACCUCCCGAUCCAAAAGACAAUCUGAAAGUGAUGGAGUGGAGUAUCAUUUCAUCUCCAAAGAUCAUUUUGAGGCCGACAUUCAAAACAACAAGUUUAUUGAACAUGGAGAAUAUAAAGGAAACUAUUAUGGGACGAGCUUUGACUCUGUACGUUCAGUCUUGUCCAAGAACAAAGUGUGCCUUCUAGACGUACAGCCACACACGCUGCGGCAUCUUCGCACGGCUGAGUUUAAGCCCUAUGUGGUAUUUGUGAAGCCUCCAUCCAUCGAGCGCUUAAGAGAAACCAGGAGGAAUGCUAAAGUCGUUUCAGGAAAAGAUGAUAAGAGCUCAUCCAAACCCUUUUCGGAGGAGGACUUCCAGGAGAUGAUCAAUUCCUCUCAGAUAAUGGAAAACCAGUACGGUCACCUCUUUGACAAGGUCAUCGUCAAUGAUGACCUCACAACAGCCUUUAACCAGCUCAAGCAGGCUCUUAGGAAAGUGGAGACAGAACCUCACUGGAUGCCUAUUGGCUGGACUCACUCCUGAAUGGCAGCACACAAGAGAGGACAAAAGAUACAAGGGAACAAGACAUCAGUCAAACGCGGUGGAAAAAAUAAGCGAAGGACUUUUUACGAGCUGUGAAAUAUUUUGAGCUUUUUGUUUUUAUUUUUGGCUAUAGACGGUGACGGGGAUAAUAAUUUUAGAGUUGUCUUAACACGUGAAGUGGUUUAUCUGUUCUUGGAAGACUCAAGCAGAUGCUCAUAGGUUUGUUUUUGUUCGGUCGUGGUGGAUGUAGCAGAAGUGGUGUAAUUACGUUUGGAACGUAAGCAAACGUCCGCUUGUUUAGCAGCUAUAGAGAAUGUGUUUUUCAGACUGCCAAUCAAGUGGUCUGGUGGUCUUGACCGCUCCUUCGCGUAUUUUUAACAUUAGUUUAUAGAAACCAAAGGGAUGAUUAUUAUUUUUCUGAGGUCAAAGUAUGCAUUUUUGUAUCGGAGCCUGUGUGAAAUUUGGGUGGAAGUUCAGAUUUUUUUAAACUGAUUGCUGCUUUGUAACACUAAAGUAAACCACUGGCCUAUACUGUAGCUUCGCUAUUUAAAAUUUAUCUUCAAGCCACACGAUGCUCAGAAGGCCCAAACUGAUUUUAUUUAAAUAGAAAAUUAAUAUAUUUUGAUAAUGUAAAUUUCCAGGUAGUAAAAUAUUCAGUCAAACUCUUUAUAAAAUUAACUGGACUAUAAAAACAAAUUGACAAAAUGUUAUGGUGUUGUAAACAUGUAAACACAGGAAAUACUCACAGUCGCAUGACCUAAGUUUAUCACAUGUGACAGAUGAUGUCUCAAACCCCCUCCACUAUUCAAUGAGGGGCGCUCCACCUUACCAUAGUUCGCCUCUUUUAAAAAGCCUGCCCUCUAUAUCCAGAAUCCUCACCUUGUGGUCAUGUUUUUUUUGUACGUACAUAUAAACUGCUAAAUUAUGUCAAUAAAGUGCCUAUUUUGUUUCUUUUAUAUACAAAUCCCUGCAUUCUGCAUUCAAUCAUUUUUUUUUUACAACUGAAGAUGUUGUUUGGAUGAACAGCAAAACAUUUUGCGAACUUGUUUUUAAAGUCCAGUGAUUUUUAAUAAAGUGUUUGACUGUAUAUAUUUUGAUAUUUCCAUCUUUUUAUCCAAUUCCCAAUUGAGAUUUAUCUUUUAAAGGGACACUCCACUUUUUUUAAAAAUACGCUAAUUUUCCAGCAGCUCCCCCAGAGUUAAACAUUUGAUUUUUACCGUUUUGGAAUCCAUUCAGCUGAUCUCCGGGUCUGGUGCUACCACUUUUAGCAUAGCUUAGCAUAAUCCAUUGAAUCUGACCAUUAGCAUCGCGCUCAAAAAUAACGAAAGAGUUUGGAUAUUUUUCCUAGUUAAAACUUGACUCUUCUGUAGUUACAUCGUAUACUAAGACCGACGGAAAAUUUAAAGUUGAGAUUUUCUAGGCAGAUAUGGCUAGAAGGCGUAGAGAUAUAUAAUGUAGUGCCCGAAAAUAGUCCCCUUAGUAUCUUUCAAUAGUAGGGGACUCUUUUCGGGCAGUGCGUAAAAUCACUACGCCUGCUGCAGUCAUGUUACAGCAGCAAAUUCCUUGAUUAUUACGCCAGAAUGAGAGUAUAGUUCCUAUCUAUAUCGGCAUAGAAAAUUGCAACUUUUAAUUUUCCGUCUGUCUUAGUACACGAUGUAACUACAGAAGAGUCAAGUUUUAAAUAGGAAAAAUAUCAAAACUCUUUGAUAA
This is a messenger RNA of Paramisgurnus dabryanus, 4464 nucleotides long. It is a transcript of the gene mpp7a, whose product is annotated as MAGUK p55 scaffold protein 7a. NCBI's taxonomy places the organism in Eukaryota, Metazoa, Chordata, Actinopteri, Cypriniformes, Cobitidae. The record is from RefSeq and is a predicted model, not a curated record. Gene Ontology annotation, molecular function: protein binding.